AUGAAAAAUAUUUUAAAUCAAACGAUAGAUAAUGAUAAAAUAAAAAAUGGUGGAAUACGUUCACUUUGGGAAAAACGUAUUAUGGCUGAAACAAUUAAUAAAAAUGAAGAAAUACCAAAACAUAGCAAGAAUAAAAUAUUUCUUUUUCCACGUUGGAGAUCUGUUGACCCUAUGACAGCUUCUUUGGUUUUUUAA
Messenger RNA from Meloidogyne enterolobii, 195 nucleotides. The record is from the annotation of a GenBank genome assembly. NCBI's taxonomy places the organism in Eukaryota, Metazoa, Nematoda, Chromadorea, Rhabditida, Meloidogynidae.